AGCUGCACGCGCGGCUCUUGGGCUCCCAGCUCCCUUAUGGCUGGCUCUUCUUCCCGGCUCCGAGGCAUGAUCUCGGCUGCCUCUCUGCUUGCUUGCAGACGGCAGCCUCUUCCGGGGAAUGCCUGGAGGAGGCAGCUUCCAGCCAGUUUUCCAGCACUUUAGCUGCAUGGGACCAGCAUGGCUAUGAGAGCCAGUCAAGAAGACUUUGAAAGGGCAAAGAGGCAAGUGAAAGAUUUGAAGGAGGAUCCAGGAAAUGAAGUGAAACUAAAACUCUAUGCACUUUUUAAACAGGCUACAGAGGGGUCGUGUACCUCACCAAAGCCAGGAAUGCUUGACUUUGUCAACAAGGCCAAAUGGGAUGCGUGGCACGCUCUUGGAAGCUUGCCUAAGGACACUGCGAGACAGAAUUAUGUGGAUUUAGUAUCAAAUCUGGUUUCCUCUCAAUCCUUAAGCCAAGAGAAGAUUUCUAAUGGUGGGAAGUCUGAAUAUGAAACCCUGUUAGUCACAAGGGAAGGCAAUAUUACAAAGAUCAUGUUUAACCGCCCCACCAAGAAAAAUGCCAUAAAUAGUAAGAUGUAUGAUGAAAUUAUGCUAGUCCUCGAAGCUGCAGGCAAGGAUGAUUCGCUCCUAACUGUUUUCACAGGAAAUGGUGAUUGUUACUCCAGUGGGAAUGACUUAAGUCAAGCUAUGAAUAUUCUAUCAGAUGAGCUUGAAAAGAUAAUUAAAGAAAGUACUGUGAAACUGAGGAAAUUUGUUGAUCAUUUUAUAGAUUUCCCCAAGCCCCUAGUUGCAGUGGUAAAUGGCCCAGCUGUAGGAAUCUCAGUUACACUUCUUGGGUUGUUUGAUAUUGUAUAUGCAACUGACAGGGCAACAUUUCACACACCAUUUAUUCAACUAGGCCAGAGCCCAGAAGCAUGUUCCUCUUAUACCUUUCCAAAGAUAAUGGGUCCAGCCAAGGCAGCUGAAAUGCUUAUUUUUGGAAAGAAGUUGACAGCCCGAGAAGCUUAUGCUCAACGACUUGUUACCGAAGUUUUUCCAGAUAGCACUUUUCAGAAAGAAGUUUGGACCAGGUUGAAGGCAUACUCACAACUUCCUCCAAAGGCUAUGAUGUCUUCAAAACAGUUACUUCGAAGUUUCGAAAAAGAGACACUGCACAAAGUUAAUCUUGAAGAAUGUACUUUACUUUAUGAAAGAUUCUUCUCUAAUGAAUGCCUAAAUGCCAUUGUAAACUUCGCCAAUAAAAAGUCAAAACUCUGAUUGUUUUGAAAAUGAAGAUCAAAUAUUUCUGAAUCCAUAAUUAAUUUCCUCUUGUUUAAGAUACAUGGACUAAACUCAGGUUGCCUUUUGCCAUUAUUAAACUAUUGUUCUGAUAACUAUAUUUCAUGGUAGACCCAGAUAAUUGUGUUAAAUGUUCUUUAGAGCUUCAGCAAAAUUGUUUUCUGUAAUUGCUUACAUUUCUUAUUUUUCGACAUGAAUUUAUGGUACCAAUAACACUGUAGCCUUGUGCCUGGAACAUCAGCAGGAAAAGCAGACACUGCUCUACAAGCUGAAAUCAUAUUCUCGUAUAUAAUUAGAGCACCUUGUCGUCCCAGAGUAGUGACUGAUUCAAUAGGGCCAAAUACUAACAGCUCUUCUGUAACUGAUUUUUGAUUCAGUGAUGGUUUCAUGCUUCUUUCCAGCCAUCUAAUAUAAGAAUAAAAAGAGAAAAUUAUGUUACCAAAAAACAUUAACUUAACAAUAGUUAUUCACAGUGUAAUAAAGAGAAUAAAAGCAAAAUGGACACUAUGA
Messenger RNA from Dromiciops gliroides (monito del monte), 1788 nucleotides. RefSeq names its product enoyl-CoA delta isomerase 2 (gene ECI2). Lineage: Eukaryota; Metazoa; Chordata; Mammalia; Microbiotheria; Microbiotheriidae. The transcript is spliced from 10 exons. Gene Ontology annotation, molecular function: fatty-acyl-CoA binding. The coding region runs from base 178 to 1257 and encodes 359 amino acids. The record is from RefSeq and is a predicted model, not a curated record.